UUUGGGUUUCGGUCGACCGCGCCGCCGAUAGAUCGACAACACAGGUUGAUGAAUCUUAGAGCACCGAUUCGCUAGUUAGUAUGAGUACGACAGUGAACCCACUUGGACGGUCAGUGGAAACGUUCGGACUUAACGCCCCUAACGCCGUGUGGUCCAUCGUGAGAAGUGCGAAUUCUUAAGCUAGAUUGUGUUUUUUUGGUGUGGAUUGCAUUACGGGAAAAACCUAACUGUGCGGAAAGAAAAUCAGCUGCGGAAGAGAGUGACGACCACUACGACUACAGUUUGACGGAACAUCUAUGUUUUAAAUUUGCAGGUGGUCGCUAAUGCAUGCCCCAGAGCAAAAACUUCUUCGCAAGUGCAAACGAAUUGACAGUCACCCCCGGAGUGAUUGAAUUAUAUUCCCUCCCCCAGUGUGGAGAACAAGUGCAGAAACGCGUGAAGAGAAUUUCUAAUGUGACGGAGUUUGUCGUAGGAAGACAUCGAGGAGCUCGUGCUAACCCAAGUGAAUGAGUGUGCCCAUCCAAUUGUCGUGUCGUGAAUCACGUCGUUUAUUGAUCUGUUGUGUGGCUAAAUUGGCUAGCCGCCUUGUGCGGUUCGCCAAAGUGAGUACGAUUUUUGUACAGCUCCUACUAGAGAGCUCGGGCAGUGUGUAAGAAAAUUGUCACACAAUUGGCACUCGGUGUGUGUCAUCCCGUUUCAAAGUCAAAGUGAAGGAAAUUUUCUCGAAAGACGACGACGAGUGUGUAAACAGGGCAGAAAUUAGCAUAAAGUGCAUAGUGUUGCCGCAACGAAAAAUCACAGCGCCGCAGUGAAUUGUACGACACCUACAGUAAAGUACAGAAGUUCAAGACCAUCUUACUACAAUUUUCUUUAUCGCUGUAUUGCUAUGUUUUGAGCGUAUUGCAAUUCCGCCUGCCAGAAGCGAGCCGGUAGCUCUCGAUGUUAUUGUUGAGUUGAGCAUUGUGUAAGAAGAGUUUUGUGAACCGUGUGUUAAUGAUUUUAUUGCCGACGACGACGCGUGGGCUAAGAAAGCACUGCGCUGUUUAUGGUGGCGGCGGCGAUGACUGCAAACGAGGGAUCGAUAUCAAUUAGAAGGCUUGCGGAAUCAAGAUGCUACUCUCAUCUCAUAAACGGAACCAACAGCCGUUAACAAGACAUUGCAAAAGGCGCCUAUCUACAUAGAGGCGACAAGGAGGACAACGACAACCACGGCGUCUAACAACGACGACAACGGCGACCGGUGUAACACUAGAGCAUCGACUUUUUCCGUCCCGGAAGCGGCGACAAGUAGUCGUGGUCCCAGUUGUGCACCCACGGUUUCCGGAUUACAUCAUGUUCUCGAACGGAGCAGGACGGUGCAGAUCGCUUCAGAGGCCUCCCACUACAGUCGGAACGGUGACUGUGCAAAUCACGAAUUAAUCCUCUGCCGGAAAUAGUAGGAGUAGUCCAUCGCUGUGUGGGUGCAUUUGUGUGGGGAAGGGCAGUAAUUUUGUGAUAGUGAUUUUUUUCAACCUCGUCUUCGACUGAAUCGGUGGGUGGUGCGUGGUCAGUCAACAACGUGCUAUCAAAAACUCAACCUUAGUUAGUUUGACAAAGUUGCUCUCAUUUAGCAUUAGAACCGUGGGAAGAGAAAAAUAAGUGCUUCGUAAUACCACGGAAAGCGCAGCUCAAAAGCGAAGCGGUGCAGAAUCCGGGACCGGUUAUAUAAUGAGAGGUCGACGUAUUCCGAUCGCAUUGCCAAACACAGGUGCCCUGUCACGUAGACGCCAUACGCUUUACAUCCGAUCGGCCAUCAUCGUCUUCAUUUUGUUUGCAUUUCUGCAGUUCCACGUGAUAAACUAUGACUCCAACGAGUCCGGACCGGCGGAUACGGCCAACUACUCGACGGCAGCGAUCCUGCAGAUGGUGCCACCGGUUUUUCAUAAAUACCUGACAUCGAAGACCCGCAACGGAACGCAAGUUCAAAAUGGCACCCACACCGGACCGGGUGACAGCGCACAGCGGGCGGCCAACAUCAGCGAAAUCCUUCGCAUGAUAAAUCGCUACAACGAACUGCAGACGAUCCUGAACGAGGACAUCUUCGGUCCGCUACAAAAUGAUUCUGUGAUAAUAGUAGUGCAGGUACACAAAAGGAUAACCUAUUUACGCCAUUUAAUCGUUAGCCUGGCCCAGGCGAGGGACAUCUCCCGGACAUUGCUGGUCUUCUCGCACGACCACUUCGACGAUGAUAUCAACGAUCUGGUGCAGAGCAUAGACUUCUGCAAGGUUAUGCAGAUCUUCUACCCCUUCUCGAUACAGACUCAUCCGAAUGAGUUUCCCGGUGCGGAUCCCGGAGACUGUCCCAGGGACAUCAAGAAGGAACAAGCACUAUUACGGAAAUGUAACAACGCGUUACAUCCCGAUCUGUACGGCCACUAUCGGGAGGCCAAAUUCACUCAAACCAAACACCACUGGUGGUGGAAGGCGAACCGGGUGUUUGAUCAGCUAGAAACUACCAAAUAUCACACGGGUCUGGUGGUCUUCCUGGAGGAGGACCACUACGUUGCGGAGGACUUCCUCUACAUCUUGGAGCUGAUGCAGCUCAAGUCGAACGAGCUGUGUCCCAAAUGUAACAUCCUGUCGUUGGGGACGUAUCUCAAAACGUUCAACUACUAUACCUACAACAAAAAGCAACAAAAGCAACUACAGCAACAGCAACAACUGCAACAGCAAAUUCAGCGCCAACAGCAAGCCAAUAAUGGCGCCGGGGCUAACGGUGGACAAUCCACCACCGAAAAGUACGCAUCCCAGUCCCAGUGGGGCUACCAAGUGUUGCCAACGCUGUACUCGAUCUACCAGAAGGUGGAAGUAACUCCAUGGAUAAGCAGUAAGCACAACAUGGGGAUGGCAUUCAACCGGUCCACGUGGCACGAGAUAACGCGGUGUGCGCGGCAUUUCUGCGAGUAUGACGACUACAACUGGGACUGGUCGCUGCAGCACGUGUCGCAGCAGUGCCUGAAGCAGAAGCUGCACGUGAUGGUCGUCAAGGGCCCACGGGUCUUCCACAUCGGUGAAUGCGGUGUCCACCACAAGAAGAGCAACUGCGAAUCGAAUCAGGUGAUCUCGAAGGUGCAACAGGUGCUGCGGGUAGCCCGGCGCUCGCGGCAGCUCUAUCCAAAGUCCAUCUCGCUGACGGUGGCCAGCGUGAUCAAGAAGACCAAACUCCGCAAAGGCAAUGGCGGCUGGGGCGACCAGCGGGAUCACCAGCUGUGCUUCAACAUGACCCUGAUCGGACGGUAAUGCACAGAGCAGCGCCAGGUGCAGGAUCACUGAAAUCCUAUGAGUAGCUAGACUGAGACAUGGAAGACUCGCAAAAUGAUGACACAGACACACAAACAAACACGCAAACAAGCGUCACGUCCUAUUUUAGUUUCUAGAUUGUGUUAGAUGUAAACAUGUGACUAGAAAACCAAACAGAUGACUUAGCGAGAACCACAAAGAAAACGUGCACGAAUGAAAUGCAACAGAAAAGUGUAGAUAAUUGUAGGUAAGGUAAAACGGGAAAAUUUGUCAUGUUUUAAGUAAAAUGUGGAUGUAGGCCUAUUCACGACGUGUUCCAAGUCAAAUCUCAGAUAAUGUUGGUAGUAUGGACCCCGAGACGGAGUUGAAGUGUAACUUGUUGCAGCUGAAAGUGAUGACAUUUUGUAACGUUAAACCAAGAAGAAAAAUGAAAUCACAGGGAGCUUUAUUGAAACUUAUGUGAAAAUUCUAACUGGAUUACGUGUCCUACACUAACGCGGUCGAACAGCGUUUUUCGUCAGUAUUGUUGGAUAUAACUAUCUUCAUGCGUUUCAUAUUCACCACUGAAUAUUGUGAUGGCAGCGAUACUAUAAUCUCCCACUUCUUUAAGUUACAAAGCGGAACAAGGUUUUUUUGCAAUCACCUAAAUAGCGACACAUAAUUCGAUCCUUU
Molecule: messenger RNA, 3951 nt
Organism: Aedes aegypti (yellow fever mosquito)
Lineage: Eukaryota; Metazoa; Arthropoda; Insecta; Diptera; Culicidae
Gene: Mgat2
Product: alpha-1,6-mannosyl-glycoprotein 2-beta-N-acetylglucosaminyltransferase
Exons: 13
Coding region: 1708-3279 (523 amino acids)
Biological process (GO): protein N-linked glycosylation; oligosaccharide biosynthetic process
Cellular component (GO): Golgi membrane; Golgi stack
Molecular function (GO): alpha-1,6-mannosylglycoprotein 2-beta-N-acetylglucosaminyltransferase activity
Source: RefSeq, a predicted model, not a curated record